This is a messenger RNA of Raphanus sativus (radish), 632 nucleotides long. RefSeq lists its product as uncharacterized. The record is from RefSeq and is a predicted model, not a curated record. Lineage: Eukaryota; Viridiplantae; Streptophyta; Magnoliopsida; Brassicales; Brassicaceae. Bases 149 to 436 code for a protein of 95 amino acids. The transcript has a single exon.
CCUGCCUAUAUAUAAUCAGAUUUAAAACCCAAAAAAAAACAUAAAUAAAUACCAACAUUAGCAUCAACAUCGCAUACACAAACACUAAUCCACACACACACACAAAAAAAGAUUUUUCUCGAUACAUUAAUAAUUCAAGAAUCAAGAAAUGGAGGAAUCAGGACGUAAAGGAGAUCCGUUUCCAGGUUUUGAGAUGAGUUUUCACAAAGACGACUCUAUUUUCCGGCGAUCUCAAAGCUGCCGGCGGCUUCAGAGAAGAGCUCCAUGUCCUCUCUCAUUACCACCAAGACCUCCUCCUUCCGCAGAAGCUCCUUCUUCUGCGACCGGCGUCUCCAAUUCUGCGUUAUGUCAGAACGGCACAGAUCCAAUCCCUCUACUGUCUCCUCUCGUCCUUCCUUCAAUGCUUCAACCUAAUCCCUCCACUACCUCUCACUGACUCUCUUCUCUGCAUGUCUCUUCUUAUAUUUUUCCUGUAAUGACAAUGUCUCAUUGAUCCAUAAUUUAUUUCCUUUUGAUCAUUUUGGUUUUUGUUUGAAUUUUUUUCAUAAUCUAGCUUCACACAUGUCAUUCUUGAUGAUGUUGAUAACAUUAUUGAUUACUAUUUGUACAUACAGUACUUUUUAUUUAUUUUC